AUGACCACUCUUCGGGUGCUGCUACACAUAGCCGCUCAGCGUGACUACGAGCUUCACUCCCUUGACUUUUGCACUGCUUUCGUGCAGGUCUACGGUCUCCGCCAGGGACCGCGCGAGUGGCACGACACACUGAGGACUAGACUUGCGGCUCUUGGGUUUGCUCCCUCUACUGCCGACCCGUUGCUGUUUCUACGCACCGACACCUCUUUGCCGCCGUUCUACAUCCUCGUGUACAUCGACAACUUGAUCUUUGCCACUGCUGACACUGCUGGACUCCCCUAUGUGAAGUCUGAGCUGCAGAAGAGACACACGUGCACAGACCUUGGUGAACUGCGCAGCUACCUUGGCUUGCAGAUCACCAGGGACAGAGCACGCCGCACCAUUACCUUGACUCAGUCACACAUGGUGCAGGAGGUCCUUCAGCGCUUCGGCUUCACGUACUCCUCGCCUCAGGCCACUCCUCUGCCUACUCGCCACUCGCUCUCAGCUCUGCCUUCGGAUGAGUCCGUAGAGUCGAGUGGCCCGUACCCAGAGCUUGUUGGCUGUCUCAUGUACCUGAUGACCUGCACACGACCUGACCUUGCAUACCCUCUUAGCAUUCUUGCACGCUAUGUUGCUCCUGGGAGACACAGACCGGAGCACAUGGCUGCAGCGAAGAGGGUGUUGCGCUACUUGUGCAGUACGUCGGGCAUGGGGCUAGUGCUUGGAGGGCAGAGUCCAGUGGUCCUCACUGGGCACGCAGACGCUUCUUGGGCUGACGACCAGGCUACGCAGCGGUCGUCACAGGGUUACACCUUCAGCCUUGGUUCCGGCUCUGUUUCGUGGUGGGCUACUCGUUCGUCUUCUAUUCUCGGCUCCAGUUGUGAGGCCGAAAUCUACGUCGGGGCCAUGGCUGCACAGGAGCUUCGCUGGCUUACCUACCUGCUGACCGACCUUGGAGAGCCGCCUCGUUCUCCUCCAGUGCUGUACGUAGACAACAAGGCCAUGCUGGCCUUGUGUCGAGAGCAGAGACUGGAGCACAGAACAAAGCACAUUGCUCUCCGCUACUUCCUUGCUCGUGAGCUACAGCAGCGUGGUUAG
Molecule: messenger RNA, 1080 nt
Organism: Closterium sp. NIES-65
Lineage: Eukaryota; Viridiplantae; Streptophyta; Zygnematophyceae; Desmidiales; Closteriaceae
Source: the annotation of a GenBank genome assembly